Molecule: messenger RNA, 1866 nt
Organism: Cladophialophora yegresii CBS 114405
Lineage: Eukaryota; Fungi; Ascomycota; Eurotiomycetes; Chaetothyriales; Herpotrichiellaceae
Exons: 1
Coding region: 1-1866 (621 amino acids)
Biological process (GO): cell migration; mitotic centrosome separation; centrosome localization
Cellular component (GO): kinesin complex; centrosome; kinetochore
Molecular function (GO): microtubule binding
Source: RefSeq, a predicted model, not a curated record
AUGGCCCUCCUCGAUGGGGUGCCUUCUUCACCCCCUGGCGCAGGCUCGUCCACCGAAGACGCACUAAAGUACUACAAAGCACAAUAUGAACUGUUGGAAUCCGAACUCGCAGACUUCCAAGCCUCUAGUAAGGAACUUGAGGCGGAGUUAGAAAGAGAUGUCGAAGCGACCGAAAAGCGCGAACGGCAGUGGAAGGACAAAGCUUCCAACCUGCAAUAUGAGAUUGAGGAGUGGAAGACGAAAUACAAACAGUCGAAGCUGGAAGCCUCGAACGCGCAGAAUGCGCUGCAAAAGGAAAUCACCCAGCUUCGAGAGACGAACCGAGAGCUGAAUCUGCGACUCCGGGAUACCGAGGUCGCCAAUGACGACUACGAGCGAAAGCAACGGAAUACCGAGUCUUCGCUGGAGGACAUGGAACAGAAAUACAACCAGACAAUUGAGCGCAGCGUCAUGCUUGAGGAAGAAAUGCGUGCUGCGGAGCAGGAAAGAGAGGCACUCAGGAUCGAAGCGCAAAGGCUGCGCGAUGAAUUGUCCGAUCUAAGGAUAGAGGCCGACAUCACCAAAGAGAAGUUGCAGAAAGCCACCGAGCAACUGGUACCACGAGAAAAGCACUUGACCAUCCAACCAAUAUCGCUAUCGGCGUCUCCACGUUCCGAAUUGUCUCCCACGACCACGACUGCCUCUUCACCGACCUUCGACACACCGCCAGCGAAGUUAUCCUUGUCAGACACGCCCACACCACCCUCGCCACCAUUUUCUGACAAGUCGACGAAGGUAUCCAAACCUUUUGCAGCACCAGGACUUCCCAAACCCAGGCAAUCACUCACGGCCGGCGGAAUUGCUUCACGACCUUCCACCGCGGGCUCCACUGCCUCCAGACCCGCUGGUCAUGCUCGAGGUCCAUCGAUUCCAGCCUUAGGCCGAACUGGACCCUCGGCUUCAUAUCGACAGAGCCUGACGAGACCCCCGAGCUCUCAGCAACGACCUUCAGGUUUACCUCAAUCAGCGUCAAUCAUUCACCUCAAAAACAUGCAAGGAAAGCUCGCAGCGCUCACCGAACGAGCCCACGCGGCCAAGUCUAAGCUACCGGCCCCCGUUCGCACCCCACCCAGGACUUCACCCAGAAGUGGUUCCGCGCUUGGCAAUCACAUACCAGCCUCUGUCACUGUGCGCUCCCGAAAGAGGACAAACGGCAGUACCAUUAGCGGCAAUGAUUCUAUCCUUGACAGAAUGCAAGAAACACCAUCGGCGCCCAGGACAAGGACGAGUCGACCGUCACUCAACCUAGCACCUACAUCCCCAACACGCGCCGAGACUUCCGUGCCGAGACCCAGGACAAGUCGGCCAUCGCUCAGUCAACUGCCACCGUCGCCGAGAAGAGGCGAGAUGGCCGCACCUCCACCCCGCCCAGCAUCACGAACAAGCGGUUUCCCCUCAUCUCGCUCGUCAUUUGCACCCAGCCACUCUCGCCCAGGAAGCCGGGCCAGCGUCUCUGGCUUCCCACGAGCCCCUCUGGGAAGCGGCAUUGGUGCUGGCUUCGCACCCAACGCGUCUACGGAUCGAGUCCGACCACAAAGCAGUCUCAGCAGCUAUGGCGGCUUGGACGGUGCCAUGGACGAAGAAGAUGAACCCAACGAGGUUGACGCUGGCAUCACGCCCCUGCGGAGACGGUCGACCUUUGCUAGGGGACGCACCAGCGACGUUGGUAGUGCGAUCCCGAGUCCCAGCAAACGGUCAAGUUUUGGUGGGGCGAGUAAGAUGCUGAAACGGCAGAGCAUUGGCUUGAAUGGGGUGGGGAAUGCACAGGACUCCGGUAUAGGCUUGACCAAUGUUCAGGAGAAUUAUGACGUGAAUGAGACAUUUUGA